This is a messenger RNA of Budorcas taxicolor (takin), 2511 nucleotides long. RefSeq names its product CUB domain containing protein 1 (gene CDCP1). Lineage: Eukaryota; Metazoa; Chordata; Mammalia; Artiodactyla; Bovidae. The coding region runs from base 1 to 2511 and encodes 836 amino acids. The transcript is spliced from 9 exons. The record is from RefSeq and is a predicted model, not a curated record.
AUGGCCAGCCUCAGCCGCGGGGUCACGGUCGCACUGCUGGGGAUCUUACUGCUGGGCGCCGCGCGCCUGCCCCGCGGAGUGGCUUAUGAGAUUGAUCUGCCACGUGGAAGCGGCAUCACAGUCCUCCUGAAGCCUGGGACCCAGGCUCUGCCAGCAAAACUCUGUUACAUCAUGGCUAAAAGAUGGGAAACCACUCUGUCCAUCAAAGCCGGAGAGAAAAAGGUCUUUUCCUUUAGCUGCCAGGAUCCACAUAAUUACUUCGUUAUUGAGAUCCAAAAGAACAUUGACUGCGUGUCAGGCCAGUGUCCCUUUGGCGAGGUUCAUCUUCAGCCUUCCACGUCGGUGUUGCCCACACUCAACAGAACCUUCAUCUGGGACAUCAAAGCGAGCAAGAACAUCAGUCUCGAGCUGCAGUUCUCCCUGUCACGCCUGAGGCAGAUUGGGCCGUUGGAGGACUGCCCGGAUGGAGUCACUCACCGUAUCAGUGGCCGCGUCGACGCCAGCACGAUGGUCAAGAUCGGAACCUUCUGUGGCAAUGGCACUGUGUCCCGGAUCAAGAUGCAAGAGGGAGUGAACCUGGCUUUGGAUCUGCCGUGGUUCCACAAGAGAAACGUCUCUGGCUUCAGCAUCGCAAACCGCUCGUCGAUAAAACGCCUCUGCAUCAUCGAGUCUGUGUUCGAGGGUGAGGGCUCGGCCACUCUGAUGUCCGCCAACUACCCGGCCGGCUUCCCCGAGGACGAGCUCAUGACGUGGCAGUUCGUCAUCCCCGCGCCCUUGCGGGCCAGUGUCUCCUUCCUCCAGUUCAACGUCUCCAACUGCGUGAAGAAGGAGGAGCGAGUGGAGUACUACAUUCCAGGCUCUACCACCAACCCCGAGGUGUUCAAGCUGGAGGACCAGCAGCCCGGGAACAUGGCCGGGAACUUCAACCUCUCUCUGCAGGGCUGUGACCAAGAUGCCCAGAAUCCAGGCAUCCUCCGGCUGCAGUUUCAAGUUUCCGUCCAGCAUCCACAGAAUGAUAGCAAUAAAACCUACGUGGUCGACUUGAGUAAGGAGCGAACCAUGUCGCUGUCCAUCGAGCCACGGCCCAGCAAACUGAAACGCGAGUUUGUCCCCGGCUGCUUCGUGUGCCUGAACUCUCGGACCUGCAGCACCAACCUCACCCUGACAGCUGGCUCCAAACACAGUAUCUCCUUCCUCUGUGAUGAUCUCACACGCCUGUGGAUCAACGCUGAGAAAACCAUAAGCUGCUUGGACCACCGGUACUGCCACAGGACGCGCUACUCGCUCCAGCUGCCACAGUUCAUCUUCCAGCUGCCCGUGCAGCUGCACGACUUCACCUGGAAGCUGCUGGUGCCCAAGGACAGGCUCAGCCUGGCGCUGGUACCAGCCCAGAAGCUGCAGCAGCACACGCACGAGAGAGUCUGCAACACCAGCUUCAGCUACCUGGUGGCCAGCGCCGUGCCAGGCCAGAACCUUUACUUCGGCUCCUUCUGCUCUGGAGGGUCCAUCGAGCAGAUCCAGGUGAAGGAGAACAUCUCGGUGACCCUCCGCACCUUUGCCCCCAGCUUCCAACAAGAGAGCGCUAAGCAGGACCUGACUGUGUCCUUUAUCCCCCACUUCAAAGAAGAAAGUGUCUUCACAGUGACCCCAGACACGAAAAACAAGAUCUACCUGCGGACCCCUAACUGGGACCGGGGCCUGCCGUCCCUCGCCUCGGUGUCUUGGAACAUCAGCGUGCCCCGCAACCAGGUGGCUUGCCUGACCUUCCUCAAAGAGCGAACAGGUGUGGUCUGCCAAACCGGGCGUGCAUUCAUGAUCAUCCAAGAGCAGCGGGCCCAUGCCGAGGAGAUCUUCAGCCUGGAGGAGGAGGUGCUGCCCAAGCCAAGCUUCCGCUAUCACAGCUUCUGGGUCAACAUCUCCAACUGCAGCCCCAUGAGCGGGAAGCAGCUAGACCUGCUUUUCUGGGUCUCGCUUACCCCAAGGACCACAGACCUGACUGUCAUCAUUCUCGCGGUGGUGGGAGGUGGCGCCUUACUGCUGUUUGCCCUUGGAUUCAUCAUAUGCUUCGUGAAAAAGAAUAAGAAAAAGAAGAUCACCAAGGGCCCAGCCGUAGGCAUCUACAAUGGGAACGUCAACACCCAGAUGCCAAUGCAGCCGAAGAAGUUUCAGAAAGGGCGCAAGGACAACGACUCGCACGUGUAUGCCGUCAUUGACGACACCAUGGUAUAUGGGCAUCUUCUGCAGGAUGCCAGCGGGUCCUUCCACCAGGCAGAGGUGGACACCUACCGGCCCUUCCAGGGGCCCACGGGGGACUUCCCUCCCUCUCCACCCCCCACAAACUCCAGGGCCCCGACCGUCAAGCUGGCCACAGAUGAGCCGCCCCCUGGCUCCCCUCCUGAGUCUGAGAGCGAACCGUACACCUUCUCCCACCCCAAAGACGGGAAGGUCAGCAACAGGAGCACAGACACUCCUCUGCUGGACGCCCACGAGCCCACGGAGCCCGGGGAAUAA